Crotalus tigris (Tiger rattlesnake) is the source of this 3215-nucleotide messenger RNA. RefSeq names its product SEC14 like lipid binding 2 (gene SEC14L2). The transcript is spliced from 12 exons. NCBI's taxonomy places the organism in Eukaryota, Metazoa, Chordata, Lepidosauria, Squamata, Viperidae. The coding region runs from base 97 to 1326 and encodes 409 amino acids. The record is from RefSeq and is a predicted model, not a curated record. Gene Ontology annotation, cellular component: cytoplasm.
CGUUUCCCCGGGGAGGGGAGGGGGCGUGACCCACCCACUGGAUGCCACUGAAAGCCGACGGGGCCCGGGAGCCCGAAGCCAGCUGGUGCAGCGACCAUGAGUGGGCACGUCGGCGACCUAAGCGCCAAGCAGGAGGCGGCGCUGGCCCAGUUCCGUGGGAAUAUCCAAGAUAUCUUACCAGGUCUUCCGGCUCAGGAUGAUUACUACUUGUUGAAAUGGCUCCGAGCCCGGUGUUUUGACCUGCAGAAGUCGGAAGCCAUGCUCAGGAAGCAUGUGCAGCUGCGGAAGUAUUUCGAUUCUGACCACAUUAAGGAAUGGAAAGCCCCAGAGGUUAUCCAGAAGUACAUGGCUGGAGGGACAUGUGGCUUUGAUCGGGAGGGCUGCCCGGUUCAGUACGAGAUCGUUGGGACCCUUGACCCCAAAGGGUUGCUCUACUCUGCUUCGAAACAGGAUCUGCUCAAAAAUAAAUUUCAGGACUGCGAGUCUCUGCGGGAGAUCUGCAACGAACAGACCCAAAAACUGGGGAGAAGAAUUGAAACUAUCAUAAUGAUUUAUGAUUUUGAGGGGCUUGGUUUGAAGCACUUCUGGAAGCCAGCUGUUGAAGUCUACAUAGAGCUUCUUGGCAUGUUCGAAGAUAACUUCCCUGAGAGCCUUAAAUAUUUAUUUAUCAUUAAAGCUCCAAAACUAUUCCCCGUAGCUUACAACAUGGUGAAGCACAUUCUGAGUGAAGACACUCGCAAGAAGUUAAUUAUCCUAGGAGCAAAUUGGAAGGAAGACUUGCACAAAUAUAUUGACCCCGCGGAGAUUCCCGUGAUAUAUGGGGGGGCCCUCACGGACCCUGAUGGAAACCCCAAAUGUGAAACCAAGAUAUGCUUUGGUGGUGACGUGCCCAAAACAUACUACAUGCAAGAUCAGCUGAAGCAACAGUAUGAGCAUUCCGUAAUGGUGAAUCGGGGGUCUUCCCAGCAGCUGGAAUACGAGAUCCUCUUUCCAGGCUGUGUCCUGAGGUGGCAGUUUAUGUCUGAUGGUGCCGAUAUAGGCUUUGGCAUCUACCUGAAGACCAAAAUAGGGGCCCGCCAGCACGCUGGGGAGAUGGCUGAGGUGUAUCCCAACCAGCGCUACAACGCACACCUGGUCCCUGAAGACGGCAGCCUCACCUGCCCAGAUGCUGGCAUCUACGUCCUGCGUUUUGACAAUACCUACAGCUACCUCUAUGCCAAGAAAAUCAGCUACACGGUGGAGGUUUUACUCCCGGAUAAGAAAUCGGAGCAGACGUUCCAGGAGUUGGAGGAACAGACCAGGGCGCUGGAGACCAACCAUGCUUGAGGAAGAUGCCAUCUCCCGGGAGCCUUCCCCCCCCCUCCUAUCCGCCCUGGGGGGGUGGCAGAGGUGGGCACCCUCCUCAAAGGUCUUUGGCAAUGGGAUUCAUGCUCGGGCAGUCAGCGGGCUGCCAGAGUUUCAACGAUGUGGGUAUCGGUCCCUGGAGCCCCCCAGUUUUAUAAAAAGGGGCCCCAUGGCCCCACCGCCAUUUGGUUCAGGACGCAGGAGAGACAUAGAGGCCAGGCUUGUGUGGGAAUCGGCUGCCUGCUCUCUGGUUUAGGGCAACUCGAGGCAAUGGGGCUUGCUGGCCUCUGGGGUGGCAGAAUGCUUUGGACCCCCAGGGUACGAUGGGGUGGAGGGGAUCGCCCUCCCCCUCCUCACCAGGUCACAGCAAAAUCCACGGAAGCUUAGCAUUUGGCUUGCGUCAGGGAUCUGCCCUGUCCAAAGACAGUGGAGUUCUCUGCCGUUGGCUGAGGUACGCUAUGCCUUUGUGGGGAGGUUCUGCUUCGAAAGCCGCGGAAAGAUCUGUCCUUUGAUACAGUACAGUUUCAUCCCCUUUCCCGGGAUGAAAAUGGGCAAGCUUCCGGCUGACAAAGCCUGUCUGUCUCAAAGUCUUGCUUGCUUAUUUGCCUCUUUUGGCGAUACCAAAGGCAACUGUCUCUAGAAUCCCUCUUACCACGUGGAACGGAAACUGUGCCAGAAAAUUAGGGAUCCCAGAAUGUCUGAGACCCCCCACCCCCGUGCUUGGCUGCUCACUGAUUGCCUUAAACGGUCAACCAGCCUGCCUCAGUUCCCUUGCUGACUCUGUGACAUCAACAGGACUGUUAGCCACCAGCCUCAACAGAACUCUUCGUCUACCGAAUCCCACUCGAGAUUUACUGACCUGUUUUUGCUCCCGGUGACUUUAUCCUAUGCACAAACAGGAUGUUUUCCACCGCACAAGUUGGGGAGACUGCAGAAGAAUUAAGAAGGGGAAAUUUGUCUCCUUUACCUGCUCCAGUCUCUACAUUCUGUAUAUUCUGAACGGGUUGGCUGAAAAUGAAAUAUGAAGCCACUGUGCAUUUUUGGGGUUUCCUCUGCAACCUUCAGAUACUUUUUUUUUUUAAAAAAAAAAUAUUUUUAGAAUAUUUUUAAAUAAACCAGAAGGAGAAAAGAAGAACAAUGAAACAGAGGGAUUUGCAAACUGUAAAAAAUUAGGUAGGAAUUUACCAAAUGUAAUUAAGAAAAAGAACAUUUUCUCCAUUCUAGUAAUAUUAAGACACUAAGAACAUUCCUUUUUUUAAACUGAUGUUUCUAAUUCCUAUGGAGAUGAAUUUGACAGAUUAACUCAGUUCAUUAGAAAAUUUUGCACAGGGAUUGAUGAGUCCUUUACUAUAUGCUGUUUUCUUUAGCUCUUUGGCCCCAGUUGCAUGCCCAACCACAUAAAAACAAUACUAUUGCAAUUCUAAAGCGACAGCACAAAAAGGAAAACAGCAGAGGAAGGAAGAGAAAAAACAAGCAAACCCAGGCCUCAAUUAUAUUUUAUUCUGGUCAUUAUUUUUAAACUACUUUGAAAAGUGGUUUAUCCUGAAGGUGGCUUCAAAUAAAAUCCAGAAGCUACGUCUCUAACAAUGUGAAUAAAAGGACUAGCCUCCCCCGUCCCCCAAGUAUACCAUUCUCACAGAGCAGGAAUUAAAAGAAAAAGAUAAAAACCCAAGAACAUUUUUUUUAAAAAAAAAACCGAAUAUAUUUGGGACUAUGUGAACUGUGUAUGGGUACAUCUGAAUGUAUGUAUGGUCUGGAGGAGAAAUACAAACCUUUUGUACAAUAUUUCUGCCCAAGUUCACAACUGUACAGGGAAAGAUAAUUUAUUUUUUUUAAAAUCGAUGGAGCUAAUAAACAGUGGGCGAAGUGGU